Monopterus albus (swamp eel) is the source of this 1552-nucleotide messenger RNA. RefSeq names its product transmembrane protein 144. The record is from RefSeq and is a predicted model, not a curated record. Gene Ontology annotation, biological process: carbohydrate transmembrane transport. Lineage: Eukaryota; Metazoa; Chordata; Actinopteri; Synbranchiformes; Synbranchidae. The coding region runs from base 105 to 1301 and encodes 398 amino acids. The transcript has 12 exons. Gene Ontology annotation, molecular function: carbohydrate transmembrane transporter activity. Gene Ontology annotation, cellular component: membrane.
UGACUAAUUGGCAGCACCUGGGUGACUUGGCCACUUCACCACAGCAGACAGACGCGGCCUUCAGCGGUUUUUAACUUUGUGGAUUGGCUCUGUCACGAAAACAAAUGUUUAGUUUGACCGUGCUCCAAGCAAAAUGCACACCUUUGUUUGUGUUUGUAGUUGCAUUAUUGAUGGUGAGCUGUCGCCGCACUGAACAUUCUGCAAAGCGAGGUGGUGAACAUGUUGGAGCUGGCAAACAGGACGCAUUUGAUUUCACCGUUAACUCAACUAAUAUGACCCAUUUCGCCUACGGAAUUGCUACAAAUGUAGUUGCUGUGUUGUUGUACGGAAGCAAUUUUGUCCCUGUCAAAAGGAUAGAGAUCGGAGAUGGAAUGUUUUUUCAGUGGGUAAACUGUGCAGCCAUAUGGGUUGUGUCUAUGGUUGGAGACUUGAUGCUUCAGUCGCCUAAAUUCUACCCUUUUGCCAUGCUUGGAGGUGUGAUCUGGGCUACAGGAAAUCUGGCAGUUGUUCCAAUUAUUAAAGCAAUUGGCCUUGGUCUUGGGAUUUUAAUCUGGGCAUCCUCUAGUUUGUUGAUGGGCUGGGCCACUUCAAGAUUUGGCUGGUUUGGAAUUGCUGCUCAAGAUGCGUCCAGGCCUAUAAUGAAUUACUGUGGUGCUGGGUUGUGUCUGCUCAGUAUGCUGAUCUUUGUCUUUGUCAAAACUGAUGCGAGGUUGCAUCCCAAUGCAGACUUGAUGCCAUUGCUUAUUGACAGGACUACAGAUUCAGGCAGUUAUGGACCAAGUCCCUCAGAGUUUUGGAUUGACUUUGUUGGACGAAAGACCAGGCGGUUCACUGGCUGCCUGCUUGCUGUUGUGUCAGGCCUGCUGUAUGGUUCCACCUUUGCACCCAUCCUCUACAUUAAGAGCCAUUCAUCAUGCCAUGACAGCAUGUUCUACGGAGCCAGCGUCUAUGAGCUUGACUAUGUUUAUGCACAGUGCUCUGGCAUUUUUAUUGCAAGCACAGUGUACUUCACCAUCUACUGUGCUGCAAUGAAUAACAGGCCCAGGGUUUACUCCAGAGCCGUUCUUCCUGGACUAGUGUCUGGAUUGAUGUGGGCACUGGCCACAUACUGCUGCCUCCUGGCCAAUAACUACCUGGGUGCAGUUGUUACCUUUCCUGUUGUCAGUGCAGGCUAUGGUCUGGUUGCAGCACUGUGGGGAUCCUUGGUGUUCAGAGAGGUUAAGGGGUUGGCUAGCUGCUUUAUGUUCUUCUUGGCCACCUGUGUGAUCCUGGUCGGCUCCGUGCUGAUUGUCAUCUCAUAGCUUGAACAAAGCCGAAGUUCUUGUCAAGAAAAAAAACAUUUCUCAUUUUCCUCCACUCAGAAAAUGUGUGGUUUUAUUGCAUCCUCUCAACUUAAUCCCAAAUGCAUGAGAUUCAGCUAAAUGUAAGGCUUUCUUUGUUAGCUUUGGAAAAUACAAUUUAGAAUCAGCAGGGUUGAAGCUCUGAGCUGAAGUUUGAAGGCAGUAGUGAGCAGGAAACUCCCAUCAUGCUCUUUGGUUGGAGGAGGGGAAGC